AUGUCCGCAAUGCAAUUCGAGAAGCUCACCCCACCGAAGCGAUUUAUCACGACGCACAGAGACGAUGGCAAAGCCGUGUUCGAGGAGCGAUUCGGCGAGGAGACCGAGAUGCUGACUAUGCCCGAUGGCAUCGCGUUCGGCCUCGACUGGACCGCAAAGGGCAUCCCCAUCAGCAUGGAGAAAGACGAGGACCUCGAAGUGUACAGCGGCUACUUGAAGAACCCGCCGGGCCUGACCAUCUCAGGCGGCAACGUCCUGCGCCAUGUGGAUAUCCCGCCGAGCAUGGAGUGCACCAUGCACCGUACCGUGAGCUUGGACUAUGGCAUUGUGUUGGAGGGGCAGGUCGAUCUGUUGCUCGAUAGCGGCGAGCAGCGCACGAUGAAGGUCGGCGACGUCGCGAUUCAGCGCGGGACGAUGCACCAGUGGAUCAACAGGGACAAGACGAAGUACUGCCGCAUGCUGUUCGUGCUGGUCGACAGCAAGCCGCUUGUCAUUGCGGGGAAGAAGCUGGGCGAGGAGCUGGACGAGAUGCCGGGCGUGAAGUCAUCGGAAUAG
Didymosphaeria variabile is the source of this 555-nucleotide messenger RNA. RefSeq lists its product as uncharacterized. The transcript has a single exon. The coding region runs from base 1 to 555 and encodes 184 amino acids. The record is from RefSeq and is a predicted model, not a curated record. NCBI's taxonomy places the organism in Eukaryota, Fungi, Ascomycota, Dothideomycetes, Pleosporales, Didymosphaeriaceae.